CCGCCUCUGCCGCCGCCCCCUCCUUGGAAACCAAGUUACCAACGUUAAACCAAUCCCCGAGCGCAACUCUGCCUCCUCCACACCCCACCCGCCGCGCCGCGCCGCGCCGUCCUCUAGCCCAGCUCUGCGCUCGCGCUCCCCUCGCCUCCUGCGCUUCCCCCGCGGCGGCGAUGCCAGGGCCCUCGCCGGGGCUUCGCCGGGCGCUGCUCGGCCUCUGCGCUGCCCUGGGCCUGGGGCUCCUCGGCCUCUCAGCGGUCGCGCAAGAGCCUUUCUGGGCGGACCUGCAGCCCCGCGUGGCGCUCGUGGAGCGCGGGGGAUCGCUGUGGCUGAAUUGCAGCACCAACUGCCCACGGCCCGAGCGCGGUGGCUUGGAGACCUCUCUGCGCCGGAAUGGGACCCAGAGGGGUUUGCGUUGGCUGGCGCGGCAGCUGGUGGACAUCCGCGAGCCGGAGACUCAGCCCGUCUGCUUCUUCCGCUGCGCGCGACGCACGCUGCAGGCGCGUGGGCUCAUUCGCACUUUUCAGCGGCCGGAUCGCGUGGAGCUGGUGCCGCUGCCUGCCUGGCAGCCUGUGGGCGAGAACUUCACCCUGAGCUGUAGGGUGCCCGGUGCCGGGCCUCGUGGGAGCCUCACAUUGACGCUGCUGCGGGGUGCCCAGGAGCUGAUCCGCCGCAGCUUCGCCGGGGAGCCACCCCGAGCGCGGGGCGCGGUGCUCACGGCCACCGUGCUGGCGCGGAGGGAGGACCAUGGGGCCAAUUUCUCGUGCCGCGCGGAGCUGGACCUGCGGCCGCACGGCCUGGGGCUGUUCGAAAACAGCUCGGCAUCCAGAGAGCUCCGAACCUUCGCCCUGUCUCCGGAACCCCCGCGCCUCGCCGCCCCCCGGCUCUUGGAAGUGGGCUCAGAAAGACCGGUGAGCUGCGCCCUGGAUGGGCUGUUUCCAGCCUCGGAGGCAGAGGUCUACCUGGCGCUGGGGGACCAGAGGUUGAGUCCCGAUGUCACCCUCGAAGGGGACGCGCUCAUGGCCACUGCCACAGCCGUAGCGAGCGCAGAGCAGGAGGGCGCCAGGCAGUUGGUCUGCAGCGUGACCCUGGGGGGCGAGAGCCGCGAGACCCGGGAGAACGUGACUGUCUACAGCUUCCCCGCGCCGCUCCUGACCCUGAGCGAGCCCAGCGCCGCCGAGGGGAACAUGGUGACAGUAACCUGCGCAGCGGGGACCCAAGCCCUGGUUACGCUGGAUGGAGUUCCAGCCGCGGGCCCGGGGCAGCCCGCCCAGCUCCACGUAAACGCCACCGAGGACGACGACGGGCGCAGCUUCUUCUGCGACGCCACCCUCGAGGUGGACGGGGAGACGCUGAGCAAGAACGAGAGCGCAGAGCUGCGCGUCCUGUACGCCCCCCGGCUAGACGACUCGGGCUGUCCCAGGAGCUGGACCUGGCCGGAGGGCCCAGAGCAGACGCUGCGCUGCGAGGCCCGCGGGAACCCCGCGCCCUCGGUGCACUGCGCGCGCCCCGACGGCGGGGCUGUGCUGGCGCUGGGCCUGCUGGGUCCGGUCACUCGCGCGCUGGCCGGCACUUACCACUGCACCGCUGCCAAUGCCCGGGGCGAGGCGGUCCAGGACGUGACGCUGACGGUGGAGUACGCCCCAGCGCUGGACAGCGUGGGCUGCCCGGAACGUAUUACAUGGCUGGAAGGAACCGAGGCCUCACUGAGCUGUGUGGCCCACGGGGUCCCGCCGCCCAACGUGAGCUGUGUGCGCUCCGGGGAGGCCCGAGUCAUCGAGGGCCUGCUGCACGUGGCCCGGGAGCACGCGGGCACGUACCGCUGCGAAGCCACCAAUGCUCGAGGCUCUGCCGCCAAAAAUGUGGCUGUCACGGUGGAAUAUGGACCCAGUUUUGAGGAGCUGGGCUGCCCCAGCAACUGGACGUGGGUGGAAGGAUCUGGGCGGCUAUUUUCGUGUGAGGUGGAUGGGAAGCCAGAGCCAAGAGUGGAGUGCGUCGGCUCAGGAGGCAGCAGCGAGGGGGUGCUGCUGCCGCUAGCACCCCCAGACUCUAGUCCCAGAGCCCCCAGCAUCCCUAGUGACCUCGCACCCGGUAUCUACAUCUGUAACGCCACCAACCGGCACGGCUCCACGGUCAAGACGGUCGCCGUGAGCGCGGAGUCGCCGCCGCAAAUGGAUGAGUCCACCUGCCCGAGUCACCAGACGUGGCUGGAAGGGGCUGCCGCUGCGGCGCUGGCCUGCGCCGCCCGGGGUCGCCCCUCCCCACAGGUGCGCUGCUCCAGGGAGGGCGCGCCCCGGCCUCAGCGGCUGCGCGUGUCCCGAGAGGAUGCGGGCACCUACCGCUGCCUGGCCACCAACGCGCAUGGCACGGACGCCCGGACUGUCACGGUGGGCGUGGAAUACCGGCCGGUGGUGGCCGAGCUGGCCGCCUCGCCUCCGGGGGGCGUGCGGCCAGGCGGGAACUUCACGUUGACCUGCCGCGCCGAGGCCUGGCCCCCCGCCCAGAUCAGCUGGCGCGCGCCCCCGGGAGCGCUCAACUUCGGCCUGUCGAGCAACAACAGCACGCUGAGCGUGGCGGGCGCCCUGGGCAGCCACGGCGGCGAGUACGAGUGCGCAGCCACCAACGCGCACGGGCGCCACACGCGGCGCAUCACUGUGCGCGUGGCAGGUCCGUGGCUGUGGGUCGCCGUGGGCGGCGCGGCGGGGGGCGCGGCGCUGCUGGCCGCGGGGGCCGGCCUGGCCUUCUACGUGCGCUCCACCGCCUGCAAGAAGGGCGAGUACAACGUGCAGGAGGCCGAGAGCUCGGGCGAGGCCGUGUGUCUCAACGGCGCGGGCGGCGGCGCGGGCGGGGGCGCGGGCGCCGAAGGUGGAGCAGAGGCUGCGGGCUGCGCAGAGGCGCCAGCAGAGGGCGAGGUCUUCGCCAUCCAGCUGACGUCAGCGUGAGCCGGCUCCCUCUCCCCGCCGGCCGGGGGACGCCCCCCAGACGCACGCGGGGGCUUCUGUAUUGUUCUAUUUAUUUAUUUAUUCAUGUAUUUAUUUAUUCAAUUCCAGGGGCGUUCCCUCAUUUUCUACCCACCCCUGCUAAUAAAAUUUUUAUAAAGGA
This is a messenger RNA of Ceratotherium simum simum (southern white rhinoceros), 3099 nucleotides long. It is a transcript of the gene ICAM5, whose product is annotated as intercellular adhesion molecule 5. Gene Ontology annotation, cellular component: plasma membrane. Lineage: Eukaryota; Metazoa; Chordata; Mammalia; Perissodactyla; Rhinocerotidae. Gene Ontology annotation, biological process: cell-cell adhesion. Gene Ontology annotation, molecular function: integrin binding. The record is from RefSeq and is a predicted model, not a curated record.